Molecule: messenger RNA, 11807 nt
Organism: Gossypium arboreum
Lineage: Eukaryota; Viridiplantae; Streptophyta; Magnoliopsida; Malvales; Malvaceae
Product: E3 ubiquitin-protein ligase UPL2-like
Exons: 17
Coding region: 466-11535 (3689 amino acids)
Biological process (GO): positive regulation of protein catabolic process; proteasome-mediated ubiquitin-dependent protein catabolic process; protein polyubiquitination
Molecular function (GO): protein binding; ubiquitin-protein transferase activity
Source: RefSeq, a predicted model, not a curated record
UUGUCAAAACACUGUAUAUGUGUCAGCUCUUUUUCUUCUUGCUCUCUCAACUCACUAAAACAUAUUUAUAUUUGUCACUAUUAAUUUAUUUUAAUUUUAUAUUUCAGUCCUUUUUAAGACCCUAAAAUGCAAAUUUUCCCUUUUGGCUUGGCCUUAGAUUAUCUUCUUAAACACCAUUAUAUAAAUCUCUUCUCACGAAACUAAAACAAAUCAAUUUUAAACAUUAAGCCAAAAUCAAAACCAAACAACACGUAAAACCAAGCUAAGCUGCCAACAAAAACAAAACGCCUCCUUCUUUUCCUUUCUCUUCUCUCAUUUUGUUUUUUGAAUUAAUUUCCCUGUAAAAUUAUCUUUUUUGUUCUAAUUUUGUUUUAAUUUCAUGUUUUGUACUUUGGAUGUGUAAAGCAUCCCUUGCUCUUCUCUCCCUCCUUUCUCAGUGGUUGGAAGUAGAGAAGUAGAGGUGAGAUGGCGAAUAUAAGAUCGACUUUGCCUUCAAGGCUUCGCCAGCUUUUGUCUGGCGAAACCGCCACCGGUGGUCCUUCUAUCAAGUUCGACUCUGAGCCUCCUCCUCAGAUUAAAGCAUUUAUUGAUAAAGUGAUUCAGAGUCCGUUACAGGAUAUAGCAAUACCACUUUCAGGCUUUCGGUGGGAGUACACCAAGGGGAAUUUUCAUCAUUGGAGGCCACUGUUUCAUCAUUUUGAUACAUAUUUCAAGACAUACCUGUCUUGUAGGAAUGAUCUGCUCCUAUCAGAUAAAAUUCUAGAAGAUGACAGUCCAUUUCCAAAGCAUGCAGUUCUUCAAAUACUAAGAGUAAUGCAAAUUAUCUUGGAGAAUUGUCACAACAAGAGUGCAUUUGAUUGCUUGGAGCAUUUCAAGCUUCUACUUUCAUCUACUGAUCCUGAAAUUCUUAUAGCUACACUGGAGACUCUUUCUGCACUUGUUAAAAUAAACCCAUCUAAGGUCCAUGGGAGUGGUAAGUUGAUUGGAUGUGGUUCUGUCAACAGCUAUCUGCUCUCUCUUGCUCAGGGUUGGGGGAGCAAGGAGGAGGGAUUGGGUCUUUAUUCAUGUGUUUUGUCAAAUGAGAGAACACAGGAGGAAGGGCUUAGUUUGUUUCCAUCCGGCACAGAAAAUGAGCGUGACAAGUCCCAAAACCAGAUUGGUUCUAGUCUUUAUUUUCAAUUGCAUGGUCUAAAUACUCAAGGACCUGAAGAAAGAAUUGAUGAUGCCAAUUCUACUUCGAGAGUCAUAUACAUGCCAGACCUACAUUUGCGGAAGGAGGAUGAUCUGUUAAUAAUGAAGAUCUGUAUUGAAGAGUAUAACGUACCCCCUGAGCUUCGGUUUUCAUUGCUAACAAGAAUUAGAUAUGCACAUUCCUUUCGGUCGACAAGGAUAUGCAGGCUGUACAGCAGGAUUUGCCUUCUUGCAUUUAUUGUGCUUAUUCAGUCUAAUGAUGCUAAUGAUGAGCUGACAACAUUUUUUGUGAAUGAACCGGCGUAUACAAAUGAAUUGAUCAGGAUCGUGCGCUCUGAGGAAACUAUUCCUGGAACUAUUAGAACUCUUGCGAUGCUUGCAUUGGGAGCUCAGUUAGCUGCAUAUUCAACAUCUCAUGAUCGGGCACGAAUUUUGAGUGGAUCAAGCAUGAGUUUUACUGUAGGAAAUCGAAUGAUUCUCUUGAAUGUGCUCCAGAAGGCAGUUCUGUCACUGAAAGGUUCUAGUGAUCCAUCAUCUCUUGCUUUUAUUGAUGCUCUUCUUCAGUUCUAUCUGCUUCAUAUCGUGUCAUCCUCUGCAUCAGGGAGUAAUAUUAGAGGAUCUGGAAUGGUGCCAACCUUUUUACCCCUUUUGGAGGAUUCUGACCCAAAUCAUAUGCAUCUUGUGUAUUUGGCUGUAAAAGCUCUACAAAAGCUCAUGGAUUACAGCAGUUCGGCUGUGUCACUGCUUAGAGAAUUGGGUGGAGUGGAGCUUUUGGCUCAGAGGCUGCAGACAGAAGUCCAUAGAGUUAUUGGUAUGUCUGGCGGAAAUGAUAAUUUAAUGAUCACCGGGGAAUGCUCAAGAUACAAUGAUGACCACUUGUACUCCCAAAAGAGGCUUAUCAAGGUGCUUUUGAAAGCUCUUGGUUCUGCUACAUAUGCCCCAGCAAACUCCACCAGACCACAGAAUCCUCAUGACAGUUCUCUGCCUGGUACAUUGUCACUCAUAUAUAGGAAUGCUGAUAAAUUUGGAGGUGAUAUUUACUACUCGGCUGUGACUGUUAUGAGUGAGAUUAUCCAUAAAGAUCCAACUUGUCUUCCUGCACUUCUUGAACUGGGUCUUCCGGAUUCCUUUUUAUCUUCAGUGUUGUCUGGGGUACUUCCAUCUUCAAAGGCUAUAACAUGUGUUCCAAAUGGCAUUGGUGCCAUUUGUCUUAAUGCCAAAGGCUUGGAGGCAGUGAAAGAAACGUCAGCACUGCGAUUCCUUGUUGACAUCUUUACAAGCAAGAAGUAUGUGCUGGUGAUGAAUGAAGCAGUUGUUCCUUUGGCUAAUGCAACAGAAGAGCUUUUGCGCCAUGUAUCUUCAUUGAGAAGCAGUGGUGUUGAUAUGAUAAUUGAAAUUGUAAAUAAAAUUGCUUCCUUUGGGGAGAGCUCUAGUCUGUCUGGGUCAUCAUCUAUGGAAAAAGUUAAUGGUACAACUGCAAUGGAAACUGAUUCUGAAGACAAAGGAAAUGAAGAGCAUUGUCGUCUGGGUGGUGUAGUGGAUUCUGUAACUGAAGAUAUCAGUGAUGAGCAGUUUCUCCAGUUGUGCAUUUUACAUCUGAUGGUUUUGCUUCAUAGAACAACAGAGAAUGCUGAAACAUGUCGCUUGUUUGUGGAGAAAUGUGGAAUUGAAGCUUUACUGAAACUUCUUUUAAGGCCUAGUAUUGUACAGUCAUCUGAGGGGAUGUCAAUUGCUUUACAAAGCACCAUGGUUUUUAAAGGGUUUACUCAGCAUCACUCUGCUCCUCUUGCACGUGCCUUCUGUUCUUCUCUUAGGGAACAUUUGAAGAAAGCCUUGAUGGCAUUUGGUGCAGCUUCAGGGUCAUUUUUAUUGGAUCCUAAGCUGAUGCCUGAUGAUGGAAUCUUUUCCCCCCUUUUCCUUGUUGAGUUCCUACUGUUUCUUGCUGCUUCCAAAGAUAAUCGUUGGGUUAGUGCUUUGCUUGCAGAACUUGGAAAUGGCAGCAAAGAUGUUCUGGAAGACAUUGGUCUUGUUCAUCGUGAAAUUUUAUGGCAGAUUGCACUCCUUGAAGAUGCCAAAGUUGGAACAGAGGAUGAUAGUGCCAGUUCUAGUUUUGCUGAGCCCGAGUCACAACAACUGGAAUCUAGUGCAAGUGAUACUGAUGGUCAACGGUUGAACUCGUUUAGACAGUUUCUUGAUCCAUUAUUAAGGAGAAGGAUACCAGGAUGGAACAUUGAAUCUCAAUUCUUUGACCUCAUAAAUCUUUAUCGUGAACUUGGCAGAGCUACUGGCUUUCAACAGAGACUGGGUAUUGAUGGUUCAAACAUGCGUUUUGGAGCCAAUCAUUCUUCUUUAUCAGAUGCUUCUGGAUCUGCAAAAAAAAAGGAAUAUGACAAGAAGAGGUCAUAUCACACAUCUUGCUGUGAUAUGGUGAGGUCACUUUCCUUCCACAUUAUCCAUUUGUUUCAAGAGUUGGGAAAAGUGAUGGUACUUCCUUCUCGUCGUCGGGAUGAUACUGUUAAUGCAUCCCCUGCAUCAAAAUCUGUUGCUUCUAGUUUUGCCUCUAUUGCAUUGGGUCACAUGAACCAUGGAGGCCAUGUAAAUUCUUCAGGCUCGGAAGCAUCCAUAUCUACAAAAUGUCGCUACUUUGGUAAGGUUAUUGAUUUCAUUAACAGCAUUCUUCUGGACCGGCCGGAUUCCUGCAAUGCUAUUAUGCUAAACUGCUUAUAUGGACGCGGAGUUGUUCAAUCAGUUUUGACAACUUUUGAAGCUACCAGUCAAUUACUAUUUGCAGUUAAUAGGGCUCCAGCAUCUCCAAUGGAUACAGAUACUGGUAAUCUAAAGCAGGAUGAAAAGGAAGAUGGUGACCAUGCAUGGAUUUAUGGUCCAUUAGCUAGCUAUGGUAAAUUUAUGGAUCAUCUUGUGACUUCUUCUUUUAUUUUAUCUCCAUUCACCAAACACUUGCUUGUGCAAACACUUGCUAGCGGUGAUGUUCCUUUCCCUCGGGAUGCUGAAACUUUUGUGAAGGUGCUUCAAUCUAUGGUGCUUAAGGCAGUGCUACCAGUUUGGACUCACCCACAGUUUACUGACUGCAGUUCUGAGUUCAUCACGACAGUUAUUUCUAUCAUUAGCCACAUUUACUCUGGUGUUGAAGUUAAAAAUAUUGCCAGCAGCAACAGUGCUCGUGUUAUUGGGCCCCCUCCAAAUGAAACAGCCGUAGCAACAAUUGUAGAGAUGGGAUUUUCCAGAUCUAGAGCAGAAGAAGCUCUGAGGCAAGUUGGAUCUAAUAGUGUGGAGUUGGCAAUGGAGUGGCUAUUCUCCCAUCCAGAGGAAAUCCAGGAGGAUGAUGAGCUUGCUCGUGCACUUGCCAUGUCUCUUGGGAACCCUGAAACUGAUACAAAUGUAGAUGCUUCAAAUGACAGUAGCAAGGAACUUGAAGAAGAGAUGGUUCAACUUCCUCCUGUUGAGGAGUUAUUAUCAACAUGUACAAAGCUGCUUCAGAUGAAGGAACCUCUGGCAUUCCCGGUUAGAGACCUUCUUGUGUUGAUCUGCUCCCAAAAUGAUGGCCAAUAUAGGUCUAGUGUAAUUUCCUUCAUUCUUGACCAAGUUAGAGAUUCUAGUUCUGUUUCUGAUAGCAGAAACAAUUCUCUGCUCUCUGGUCUUCUCCAUGUUCUUGCUUUGAUUCUUCAUGAGGAUGUGGGGGCACGGGAGAUCGCCUCAAAGAGUGGACUGGUAAAAGUUGUAACGGAUUUACUUUCAGGGUGGGACUCUGGUUCAGUAGACAAGGAGAAGCAUCGAGUUCCAAAGUGGGUAACAACUGCUUUCCUUGCUCUUGAUAGGUUACUUCAGGUGGAGCCAAAAUUGAAUACUGAAAUUGUUGAGCAGUUGAAAGGCGACAAUGUUAGUAGCCAGCAGACAUCUGUCAGUAUUGAUGAGGAUAACAAAAGUAAGUUGCAGUCCUCAUUUGGGUCUCCGAGACAUAUAGAUAUUCACGAGCAGAAGAGACUGAUUGAGAUUGCUUGUAGCUGUAUAAAAAGCCAGUUUCCAUCUGAAACAAUGCAUGCUGUCCUGCAGCUGUGUUCCACUCUGACUAGAACCCAUUCUGUCGCUGUUUGUUUUCUGGAUGGUGGGGGUGUAAGUUCACUUCUUUCGCUGCCAACAAGUAGUCUUUUUCCUGGGUUUGACAAUGUCGCUGCUACCAUUAUCCGUCAUGUCCUUGAGGAUCCUCAAACCUUGCAGCAGGCAAUGGAAGCUGAGAUAAAGCACAGUCUUGCAGCUUUGGCAAAUCGGCAUUCAAGUGGAAGAGUUAGUCCACGUAUUUUCAUUAUCAACCUAAGUUCUGUCAUUUCUCGUGAUCCAGUAAUAUUUAUGCAGGCUGUCAAGUCUGUCUGCCAAGUAGAGAUGGUUGGUGACAGACCUUACAUUGUUUUGGUUAAAGACAGGGACAAAGAUAAACCCAAGGAGAAAGAAAAAGAGAAAACAUCAGACAAAGAUAGAACACAGCAAACUGAUGGAAAGGGUAAUUUGUGCAAUACGAACUCAGCAGCCCCUGGGACUGGGCAUGGGAAACUUACUGAUUCAAAUUCUAAGUCAGUUAAAAUGCAUAGAAAAUAUCCCCCAAGUUUUGUAAAUGUGAUUGAGCUUCUUCUGGAUUCAGUUAAUGUUUUUGUACCUCCCUUGACAAAUGAAGUUAGAACAGAUGUGCCUGUUGAUGCACCUUCAUCAACUGAUAUGGAAAUUGAUGUUGCUGCCGUCAAGGGUAAGGGAAAAGCCAUUGCGACUGUGUCUGAUUUGAAUGGUGUUUCUGGACAAGAUGCUUCUUCAUCAAUUGCAAAGAUAGCAUUCAUCUUGAAACUUUUGACAGAGAUUCUGUUAAUGUAUGCUUCAUCUGUUCAUGUGCUGCUGAGGAGAGAUGGUGAAAUUAGUAGUUGCAGGGUCCCUAAUCAAAGGGGCUCAGCUGGUUUAUCCACGAGUGGAAUAUUUCAUCACAUUCUUCACCGGUUUAUUCCAUAUUCCAGGAAUUCAAAGAAGGAAAGGAAAAGUGAUGGUGACUGGAGGCAUAAGCUAGCAACCAGGGCUAGUCAAUUUUUGGUUGCAUCUUGUGUUCGUUCUGCAGAGGCCAGGAAAAGAGUGUUUACAGAGAUUAAUUGUAUUUUCAAUGACUUCGUUGAUUCAUCAGAUGGCUUCAAACCUCCAAGCAGUAAUAUGCAGUCUUUUUUUGAUCUGUUGAAUGAUAUAUUAGUUGCCCGUACAUCAACUGGAUCAUGCAUCUCAGCAGAAGCUUCUGCCACUUUUAUAGAUGUUGGUUUGGUUGCAUCAUUAACACGCAUGCUUGAGGUGUUGGAUUUGGAUCAUUCUGAGUCACCUAAAGUUGUUACAGGGAUUGUCAAAACCUUGGAACUUGUAACCAAGGAGUAUGCUCAUUCAGCUGAUUCUUCUGCUAUCAAAGGUGAGAGUUCUGUCAAACCUGCUGAGCAUAACCAGUCUGGGAGAAUUGAUAAUAUUGAUGCAUCACAAUCCAUGGAAAUGGCAUCUCAGUCUAGUCACGAUACAGUUGCAGCUGACCGUGUUGAGUCAUUCAAUACUGUCCAAAACUAUGGGGUCCCUCAAGCUGUUACGGAUGAUGUGGAACAUGACCAGGAUCUUGAUGGAGGUUUUGCUCCUGCAACUGAGGAUCAUUAUAUGCAAGAAACCUCUGAGGAUGCAAGGGAUCUUGAUAAUGGUGUAGACAAUGUGGGGAUUCAUUUUGAAAUCCAGCCCCAUGAGCAAGAAAACCUUGAUGAUGACGAGGAUGAGGAGAUGUCUGGAGAUGACGGGGAUGAAGUGGAUGAAGAUGAUGACGAGGAUGACGAGGAUCAUAAUGAUUUGGAGGCAGAUGAUGUACAUCACCUGCCUCAUCCUGACACAGAUCAAGAUGAUCAUGAGAUUGAUGAUGAGUUUGAUGAUGAAGUAUUGGAGGAAGAUGAAGAGGAUGGUGAUGAUGAUGAGGGUGGAGUAAUUCUUAGGUUGGAAGAGGGUAUGAAUGGAAUGGAUGUGUUUGACCAAAUUGAUGUUUUUGGUAGAGACCACAGCUUUGCCAGUGAAACUCUUCGUGUAAUGCCAGUUGAAGUUUUUGGUUCUAGACGUCAAGGACGUACUACAUCCAUUUACAGUCUUUUGGGACGCAGUGGUGAGAAUUCAGCUCCUUCAAGGCAUCCUCUUUUGUUGGGACCUUCAUCACAACGCUCAGCCUCUCCAAGGCAGUCAGAGAAUGCCCACAUUAUGAUUCCUUCAGACAGAAACUCAGACAGUGCUUCAUCACAACUGGAUACUAUUUUUCGAUCAUUGAGGAAUGGGCGUCACAGUCAUCCUUUGAACUUGUGGGUUGAUGAGAGCCAACAAGGCAGUGGGUCAAGUGCAGCUAUUAUACCUCAAGGCCUUGAAGAGUUGCUUGUUUCCCAACUGAGGCGAUCAGUCCCUGAGAAAUCUUCUGAUCAGAACAAAUCAAUGGUGGAACCUCAGACACAUGGUGACGGUAUUCAGUUACAGGAAUCAGGUGCUGGUGUGAGGUCUGAGAAUCCUGUCGAAAACAAUGUAAAUAAUGAAAAUGCUGAUGUGCCUCCAUCUUCUGCUGCAAAUGGUAGCUCUCUCAAUGUGGAUGGGAACCAUAUGGUAAAUGAUAGUCUUCAAGGAACAGAUGCAUCAAAUAGACAUUCACAAUCUAUUGAAAUGCAAUUUGAGCAAAAUGAUGCAACUGUUCGUGAUGUUGAAGCAGUGAGCCAAGAAAGUAGUGGUAGUGGGGCUACUUUAGGGGAGAGCCUUCGAAGCCUUGAUGUUGAGAUUGGAAGUGCAGAUGGCCAUGAUGAUGGUGGAGAAAGGCAAGGUUCUUCAGACAGAACUAUUGAUCCACAGGCUGCUCGUGCAAGAAGAACAAAUGUAUCUAGUGGGAAUUCUACAGCUGUUGGUGUUAGGGAUGCACCUCUCCACAGUGUCACUGAGGUGUCAGAGAAUUCUAGUCGAGAAGCAGAUCAAGAUGUUCCGGCCUCAGAGCAGCAGAUAAAUAGUGUGGCUGGUUCUGGAUCAAUUGAUCCUGCAUUUUUGGAUGCUCUCCCGGAGGAGUUGCGAGCUGAGGUUCUUUCAGCUCAGCAGGGUCAAGUGGCGCAGCCCUCAAAUGUUGAACGACAGAAUUCUGGAGAUAUUGACCCAGAGUUUCUUGCGGCCCUUCCCCCAGACAUCCGAGCUGAAGUUCUUGCACAACAGCAAGCACAAAGGAAUCAUCAGUCUCAGGAGCUGGAAGGUCAACCAGUUGAGAUGGACACCGUCUCAAUAAUUGCAACAUUUCCUUCAGAUUUACGGGAAGAGGUUCUGUUAACAUCAUCUGAUGCUAUUCUUGCUAAUCUCACACCUGCCCUUGUUGCGGAGGCAAACAUGUUGCGUGAGAGAUUUGCACAUCGAUAUCAUAAUCGUAACUUGUUUGGAAUGUACCCUAGAAAUCGCAGAGGUGAAUCUUCAAGGAGAGGUGAGGGUAUUGGAUCCAGCCUGGACAGGAUUGGGGGAAGUAUUGUGUCACGAAGAUCUGUGUCUGCUAAGGUAAUUGAAGCUGAAGGAACCCCUUUAGUUGGUACAGAAGCUCUUCAAGCAAUGGUUCGGUUACUUCGCAUAGUUCAGCCACUGUACAAAGGUGCUUUGCAGAAGCUUUUGUUGAACUUAUGUGCUCAUAAUGAAACGAGAACAGCGCUCGUUAAAAUCUUGAUGGACAUGCUGAUGCUUGAUACAAGAAAGCCCAUCAAUUAUUCAAAUUCAAAUGAACCACCAUACAGGCUUUAUGGUUGCCAGAAUAAUGUUAUGUAUUCGCGUCCUCAACGUUUUGAUGGAAUUCCUCCUCUAGUGUGUAGGCGAGUUCUUGAGACUCUCACUUACCUGGCUCGAAAUCAUCCAUAUGUUGCAAAGAUAUUACUUCAGUUUAGAUUGCCUCUUGCUACCCUACAAGAGCCAAGGAAUAUUGAUCAGUCACGUGGAAAAGCUUUGAUGACUGAGCAGCAGGAGGAAGGAUUCAUUUCUGUUGCAUUGCUUUUGAGCCUUCUCAAUCAACCCCUGUACUUGAGAAGUAUAGCACAUCUUGAGCAGCUGCUAAACUUGUUGGAUGUCAUCAUUGACCAUGCCGAAGGGAAGCCUUUUUCAUCUGAUAAGUUGAGGGCGCCACCCACUGAACUGGUGUCAACCACUGAACAAAUACCUGCUUCACAAAUUUCAAUGUCUGAUGCUGCCGUUAAUGCAGAGAAUCAUUAUGCUCCUUCGGAGGUUGCUGAAUCAUCUUUAAAGACUGCUGAUGCAUCUAAUCCCUCAGCAUCUUGUGCAAGUAAUGAAAGUGAUGUGCAGAGUGUACUGACCAAUCUCCCACGAGCUGAGCUUCGACUUUUGUGCUCAUUGCUUGCACGGGAAGGUUUGUCAGAUAAUGCAUAUGGUCUGGUGGCAGAGGUAAUGAAAAAGCUGGUGGCUAUUACUCCACGCCAUAGUCAUCUGUUUAUUUCUGAGCUAGCUGGUGCUAUACAACAUCUGAUUGAAUCUUCCAUGGAUGAGUUGCACAAGUUUGGUGAAGCAGUGAAAGCUCUUCUCUGCACAGCAUCUUCUGAUGGAGCUGCAAUUUUAAGGGUUUUACAGGCACUGAGUUCUCUUGUUAGUUCCAUAAGUGAGAAAGAAAAGGAAAUGCAGCUGCUGCCUGAAACAGAGCGUUCCUCUGCUCUUGGCCGGGUUUUAGACAUCAAUGCAGCGUUAGAACCGUUGUGGAUAGAGUUGAGUUCUUGCAUAAGCAAAAUAGAGAGCUAUUCAGAUUCUGCAUCUGAUUUAUCAGCUUCAUCCAGAACUUCCACAUCACGACAAUCUGGUGUAACAUCACCCCUUCCUGCAGGUGCUCAGAACAUCUUGCCAUAUAUAGAAUCUUUUUUCGUGGUGUGUGAAAAGUUGCAUCCUGCACCGCCAGGUUCAGGUCAUGAUUUAGGCAUGGCUGCGAUUUCUGAUGUCGAGGAUGCCAACACAUCUUCAGGCCAGCUGAAAACUUCUGGUCCUAUCACAAAAUUUGAUGAAAAACAUGUUGUCUUUGUGAAGUUCUCGGAGAAGCAUAGGAAGUUGUUAAAUGCUUUCAUCCGCCAGAAUCCUGGGCUGCUUGAUAAGUCAUUUUCACUUCUUCUUAAAGUUCCCCGCUUUGUUGAUUUUGAUAACAAACGGGCUCACUUCAGGUCCAAAAUAAAGCAUCAACAUGAUCAUCAUCACAGUCCUCUAAGAAUAUUGGUUAGAAGAGCUUACAUACUUGAGGAUUCAUAUAACCAGCUACGGAUGCGGUCAACUCAAGAUUUGAAGGGGAGGUUGACUGUUCACUUCCAAGGAGAGGAAGGUAUUGAUGCAGGUGGGCUUACAAGGGAAUGGUAUCAGCUCUUAUCCAGGGUUAUAUUUGACAAAGGAGCUUUGCUGUUCACUACAGUGGGCAACGAGUCAACGUUCCAGCCUAAUCCCAACUCCGUCUACCAAACAGAACAUCUUUCAUACUUCAAAUUUGUUGGACGAGUAGUCGGAAAAGCACUUUUUGAUGGGCAACUCUUGGAUGUUCACUUUACUCGAUCUUUCUACAAGCAUAUAUUGGAUGUUAAAGUUACUUACCAUGACAUUGAAGCGAUUGACCCUGAUUACUUCAAAAACCUGAAGUGGAUGCUUGAGAAUGAUAUUAGUGAUGUCCUAGACCUUACUUUUAGCAUUGAUGCUGACGAGGAGAAGUUGAUAUUGUAUGAAAGGACACAGGUGACUGACUAUGAGCUGAUUCCCGGUGGUCGGAACAUUAAAGUUACUGAGGAGAAUAAACACCAAUAUGUUGAUUUAGUUGCUGAGCAUCGUUUGACAACUGCUAUUCGUCCACAAAUCAAUGCAUUUUUGGAAGGAUUCAAUGAAUUAAUUCCCAGGGAAUUAAUAACUAUUUUUAAUGACAAGGAGCUGGAAUUACUGAUAAGUGGUCUUCCAGAUAUUGAUUUGGAUGAUAUGAGGGCAAAUACCGAGUACUCAGGGUAUAGUGCAGCAUCACCUGUUAUACAAUGGUUUUGGGAUGUUGUUCAAGGGUUCAGCAAGGAAGAUAAAGCUCGGCUUCUCCAGUUUGUGACAGGCACCUCGAAGGUGCCUUUAGAAGGUUUUAGUGCACUUCAAGGAAUUUCAGGUUCACAAAAGUUCCAGAUACACAAAGCAUACGGCAGUCCAGAUCACUUGCCUUCUGCUCAUACCUGUUUCAAUCAAUUGGAUUUACCUGAGUAUCCGUCUAAGGAACAUCUAGAAGAGAGGUUGUUGCUUGCGAUUCAUGAGGGCAGUGAAGGGUUUGGAUUCGGUUAAGAUUUCGGAGCGGUAAAAUAUUGUCGUCAUGUAGAUAAAGAUAGAUAUAAAUGGCAUUAGGAUCGGAAUUUUGUUUUGGGGGGCACAAGGGGUAGUUGGGCUGAUGUUGAACUGAUUACAUGUUUAUAUUACUGUACAGUCGCAUAUUGGCUACCGGAAUGUCAUUUUCUGGCAGUUUUAAAUUUGCCAUCUUUAUUUAUACUUUUUUUUUUUAAAGAAAUUUGUCUUUCCUUUGUUGAAAUGAAAAAAGGAGAGGCUCACCAUUGGUUCAA